Amoebophrya sp. A25 is the source of this 2508-nucleotide messenger RNA. The record is from the annotation of a GenBank genome assembly. Lineage: Eukaryota; Dinophyceae; Syndiniales; Amoebophryaceae.
GGGGUUCUUUUUCUGUUCGCUCUCUUUCCUUUAUUCCAUCGGCAAUGCAGAUCUCGUUCUAUUCUAUCUACUAUCCGUAUUCGGAGCUGAAAAGCAGGCAGAUUGGGAGCGCGGGUCAGCCUUGGUCGUUAAGGAUGGGCUUAUUUUUUCUUUGAAUUUUUUUUUUCUGGAGAAUAACGAAAGGGAUACUAAUUUGUUUAAGUCUUCACCAAACAAAAUUCAUUCAUGGAGGCCAUGUUGACAAAAGGGAUACUAAUUUGUUUAAGUCUUCACCAAACAAAGUUCAUUCAUGGAGGUCAUGUUGAAGACGUUCUUGAAUUUGGAUACUAUUGUGCUUUCAUUAUAUAUGCACCUACUAGUGCUAGAGCUAGUGGUCCCUUCGUUGGUGAUUGGUCCGUGCUCUCGCGCGACACAGGAGCAGAUAUAUCUACUCCAUUUUCUACCCACCUAGUAGAAAUGAGAUUCAUUCAAGUAGAUGUAGAAGCUACAGCUUGUCUAGUAGAACUAGAAACGGACGCGGCCACUUGUAACCUGGUGUUAUUUGACCACAUCAUGGACAUGUAAUAAAACCUGGCUGCCUAGACCUUCCAGAUCUUCGGUUUAUAGGAUCUACUAGUAUUAAGAUUAACAAGUCAUGGAUGUCGAGGACGAGAUUGACGAGAUGUCAUGAUGAAGAACAAAGAUGAUGUUUUACUAUUACUAAGUCUUCCUCUACUGUUCCCUCCGUCUAUUACCUAUUUGAAUUUGUCUUUUGUUGAAACACUUCUUCUUCUCUCAGUCUUCCACCCAGCAGCUCGUGUUCCGAAACUUUUCGCAAUUUUUUUGUAAUAACUGAUUUUUUAUUACUGCUGGAAGUGGAAGGCGAGAGGGAUGAUUUCUAUUAAAAUUCCAGAAUAAUAUUACCAUCAUCGAUCCUAGAUCUUUGAGACACCAUCUAAAAUACUUGACCACGAAAAGCACAGAGGCAAUUUUACUGGAUGGGGAGCCUGGGCUUUGGGUUUCGUGCUUGUGAUGAUUGCGCACGUUGGCAUAAUAUACGGCGGAUUGCAUUUCCUGAGAUUUAGAGGCGCUGGAAACAAGGGACGCCAGGACAAGGCACUCACGCGAGUCUGGAGGAUGAGGUGGCAAAAUAGGCUCCUGCGCAAGAAAAUGGGGAGGCUUGGGUGUGAGCAGUAUGAUUCGGUUGAUGAGGACCUUGCACAACUGCAGUCCUCGCCAGUCUACGCUGAUUAUGGCUCUCAAACAAUACAAAUGUUUCACUUUCAUCUUUCCAACUCAUCUUACUUUCAAGGAUUUUUUUGGAAUUGCUUACUCUACUUACUCAUCUGAUUCUAAAAACUAAAACAUGAGUUUACCAUCUAGAUAGCGCGUCAGCAUCUCGUGGCACUGGCCCUAUUAGUAUCCAGUACAACUCUAGUACUGUACACCGCAGUAGACGAAGUGAAACAAAUGCUGGCAGAACAAAGUCGCAUAACCACGAAGACGAGUAUUUUUCUUCAGCCCUGCUAAUGCUAAUACGAGGAAGAAGCAGGACGAGACGGAAUUCCAUGUAGUGCUGCUGCUGCGUGUUGCGCAGACGCUACUCUCUUGAACACUUCUCGAAUUCCGUUCAGGUUGGUUCGAGUAUGUUUUCUGGUGUGGGGAUUCUUUAUCUAUCCGGUCUCUUUUCUCUAUCUAUUCGGGAGUGGUGAAUCCGUCCUACCACGUCUAGUGUCCGCAUUCUUGUUGGCAGAACAGGAGAAGCAGGUGGAUCGGGAGCGCGGGCUCUUCCUUUCAGUUAAGAAGGGACUGCUGUUUUUUUCAGUGAUUUUAGAUUUUGAUGUAGUGACACAUGCCCAGUUACUGACGCGGAACCUGUUUAAGUAUUAUAGUUACACCUAGACCUAAAGCACGAGAAGAAUGGCCUGUAUUUAUAUCUACUCUCCAUGUCAUCAGCUGCCGAAAAUGAAAGGGAUGGUAGGCCAGUCAAAUCUACUCCCACAUUAUAUAUAGUUACUUCAUAGAUUAUCGUUAUCAGCAAUAGUCAUGUUCUCGGAUUUCCGAUUCGGGGCAUGAUCAUGAUGUUGUUUUACUUCUAUAUUGACAUGAUGAUACUUCAUGAAAUAUGAAUAAUUAGUCUUUGUUCUCUUCUCGUUAUACGUUGUCCUUGUCUUCACGAUUGACUAUUAUAGUGUAGAAAGUUUUUUCGGCUCUCUUUCACUUGGUAGGUCAUGGUCCGCAAGUUAGUAGAGUUAUCAACUAGUAUCUUUUGGUUUUGACUGGCAGAGGCAGGAGUGGAGGACGUCGAAGAGAUAUCACUAAGUAAAGCUUAAAUUUAGAGAAGUAUCAUAGAGAUUGGUCAUUUAUUCUAAUAUACUUGACGAGAAACACAGCAGCAGUUUUGCCAGAUGGGGAGCGUGGGUUUUGGGUGUCAUGCUUAUGGUGAUCGCGCACGUGGGUUUCUGUUGCGGAAGUUACUUUCUACUAACGGCCUGCUUUGAUGCAGCACGAGCGAUGGGCUUUCCUUUU